Messenger RNA from Linderina pennispora, 2580 nucleotides. Its product is annotated as P-loop containing nucleoside triphosphate hydrolase protein. Gene Ontology annotation, biological process: DNA replication. Lineage: Eukaryota; Fungi; Kickxellomycota; Kickxellomycetes; Kickxellales; Kickxellaceae. Bases 73 to 2502 code for a protein of 809 amino acids. Gene Ontology annotation, molecular function: 5'-3' DNA helicase activity; single-stranded DNA binding; ATP binding. The record is from RefSeq and is a predicted model, not a curated record. The transcript has a single exon.
UUUACCAACACCACCUCUCUUUUCUUCAUUUGUAUUCCAGCAGCAUAUUUCCAGGGUUAGAAAUCCAACACAAUGCUCAGAAGGACCGUGUCGCAGGCGAUCCGCAGACAGUGCCAGUCGAUCGAUAGCUCGGUGCGCACACUCGGAGUCAGCCGGCAAAGAUUUUCAUACAGCAGUACACCCAGACGCGGGCUGGCAACCAUCCGGCCAAACGACCUGCUGGCGGACGAGCAAGAGCAGAAGGAGUCAGCCGAUCCAUUCCGGCAGCCCGCGAGCAGCCUGGAUCCAUUCCAGACAAAGGUUGCCUCUGCCUCUUCGCCAUCGGACUCCAGCAAGCACGGGCCGUCUCAUGGCAGCAGUACUUGUCAGAGCGACCCAUGCAAGCACGAAGAAGCCAAGGCAGAGGUGGCACAGCAGAUCCGCAAAUUUCUAAAGAAGACGCGGCAGCGGGCACGGGCAGGCAUGAAGGCCGACGAGCUGAUGGUGAAGUGUCCGUCGUGCUCCCCGGGCAAGCCGGCGCGGCUAGCAUAUAGCGCGCAUCUGAACACACACACAGGGUCGUUUGUCUGCACAAGCUGCUUCGACCAAGGCUCCUGGGACAAGUACGUGCAGCUGGCCAACCGGCGGCCGUUCAAAAACACAAUCCCGAAGCGCAACACGGCUGAUCCGGCCCCAUUUUACUUUGCCGAGGAUCUGCUCACCAAGCUGCAGCAUAAUCUGGUCAGGCACGAGCAUAUCUAUGGGACGUUGACGGGCACUGAGAAGGGGCAGCUGCGGCUGAAGCCCGAGGCGCUGCGCGAGUUUGGCGUGGCUCUGGGGUAUGUGGAUCCAGGGAAGAAAGUUCUGCACAGGGUGGGCUCACUAGUGGACGGCAAUGACAACUCUGUACCGUGCCUGGUGUUCCCACGCACCGCAUACAGCACCAACAGCUUUAUUAAGGACGGUGAGCAGAUGGGCGGGCUGGCAGCAAACGGCAAGCAGCAGCACCAUUCGGUAGCACUGUCCAGCAUGCUGAAGGACAUUGCUGGCAGCGAUGCUGGAGCCGAUUCGAGCGGGGCAUCUGGCGAAUCGGCCCAGUCGGAAUACCACACAGUCCAGCUAAAGAUUGUCGGCUGGAACACAGCCGACAUCGAGAUGUACUACCCAGUGGAUGCGACGCAGCCGGGGCUCUUUGGCUUCCACAUCGCCGACUCGUCAGGCAGCUCGGAGGUGAUUCUGACCGGGCACGAGCUGGACGCCGUGGCAGCAUACCAGGAAACCGGCAUUCCGGCAGUCUCCCUGCCACGCAACGCCUACCAGCUGCCACUGGAUGCGAUGCGCGCGCUGGAGCGCUUUGAGCGCAUAUACGUGUGGCUGGACGACGACCACCAGGGCGCCGAGGCAGCGCGGCUGAUCACCCGCAAGCUGGGCGUCGACCGGUGCCUGACAGUGCAUUCGCGGGGCGACAAUCCGCAGGGCCCCAAGUCCGCAAGCAUUGCGUUGGCGCGCGGCCACGACCUGAAGGAGAUGAUUGACCAGGCACGUCCCGAGCGGCACGACAAGGUCCUGGACUUUGCAGCACUGCGGGAGGCAGUCAAGUUUGAGGUCAAUAAUCCGGAUCUGAUCCGCGGCGUCGAGAGCACGGAUCUGCCGGGCUGGAACUCGUGCUUCAAGGGGCUGCGUCCAGGCGAGCUGACGAUUCUGAGCGGGCCGACCGGCUGCGGCAAGACCACCGUGUUGUCGCAGAUGUCGCUGGAUUUCUGCAAGUCCAAUGUCAGCACACUGUGGGGCAGCUUUGAGAUCCCAAAUGUGCGUCUGGCAACGCGGAUGAUGAGCCAGCUGGCGAAGCGUGAUAUCACAAAGUCGCCGGGCGAGGUCGAGUUCUGGUCGCAGCGGUUUGAGCAAAUGCCCAUGUACUUCCUAAAGUUCCACGGCAGCACCAAGCCGCGCACGGUGCUGAACACGAUGCGCCAUGCGGUAUAUGCGUACGACGUCAAGCACAUUAUCAUCGACAACCUGCAGUUCAUGAUGAGCAUGCAGGCGAAGGGCAUGGACAAGUACGAGGCGCAGGACUCGGCGAUCGCGACCUUCCGCCAGUUUGCAACCGAGGAGAACGUGCAUAUCACAGUGGUCGCGCAUCUGCGCAAGGACCAGCCGGCGGCCGACAUUGACAUUAACUCGAUCUUUGGGUCCGCCAAGGUCACGCAGGAGGCGGACAAUGUAGUGGUGCUGCAAAAGUACGGCGCUGCCGAGAGCAAGAUCCGCUAUAUGAAUGUGCUGAAGAACCGGUUCGACGGCACGUUGGGCAAGAUCUAUAUUCAGUACAACCCCGAGUCGCUGUCGUUCCGCGAGAUUCCUCCGCCAAGGAAGCGCAAGAAUGUCCGGGUUCUGGCCGCCGCAAAGAAGAUGAGCAUGCAUGAUAAGCUCACCCAAGAGACCCUUGGCAUUGAUGGCGGGUCCCAGAGCGAUAUGGAUCUGGAUGCGAUUAGCCUGGCCAAGGAGCACGAGGACGAAGAACCCUGAAAGAAAAAAGUAUAGCGUCGAGCUACUGCUGGCAUUGUGUUUAAUCCGACAUUUAUAAUCAUGAUAUCGGCAGUGCCC